Messenger RNA from Pleuronectes platessa (European plaice), 5063 nucleotides. RefSeq names its product collagen alpha-1(I) chain. Gene Ontology annotation, molecular function: extracellular matrix structural constituent. The coding region runs from base 162 to 2855 and encodes 897 amino acids. Lineage: Eukaryota; Metazoa; Chordata; Actinopteri; Pleuronectiformes; Pleuronectidae. The transcript is spliced from 42 exons. The record is from RefSeq and is a predicted model, not a curated record.
GGAUGGGGAAGCUGGUCUCCAGGGAGCAGUUGCGAAACAAGGGCCAAAGGGCAACAGAGGAACCCCAGGACAAAAUGGGAAGUUAGGACUCAAAGGACAAAGGGGUCGCCCGGGACUUCCUGGCCUGUUUGGAUUACCUGGCAUUCUAGGUUUCAGAGGCCAUGUUGGGACUGAGGGACCAGAAGGAAAGCCUGGGUGCUCCUGGUUCUGUUGGCUCUCCUGGCCCUAAGGGAGACAGAGGGUUUCCAGGUGUGGCUGGUGAGCGAGGGCAGACAGGUCGUCCAGGAGUGAAAGCUCCUGGAAAGCCAGGGGAAAAUGGAAUCCCUGGACCAGCUGGGGAGAGGGGCUUCACAGGAAAACCAGGAAUGAUGGGCCCCCAGGGUCCAGUGGGCAUGUAUGGUUCCCCCGGAUCAGUGGGCCUGACUGGGGCACCAGGCCACAUGGGACAAAGGGUGAGCCUAGAUACUCCUGCACUGGAGAUGCUGGUGUCAGAGGACUUCCGGGGAGUCGUGGAAAGACUGGACCUCCAGGUCUACAGGGUCAUCCUGGUGAGAGAGGGCCUCCAGGGCCUCAGGGCCGUCAUGGAGAGUUGGGGCCCAAAGGCAUUCAAGGGCUGGUCCUCCAGGCAAGCCUGGACCAGGGGGCGGCAUGGGGAGCCCUGGCUCUCCAGGGGAUCAGGGGUCACCAGGGCCACCAGGGUCAGCUGGACUCAGAGGGUUUCCAGUGAGUGGGGAACAUCAGGAAUUACUGGGCUGAUGGGUCAGGCCGGAGAAAAAGGAGAGCAGGGAGCAAUUGGCCCUGUUGGGAUCAUUGGUGCUCCAGGACUGGAUGGGCAGCAGGGUCCUCAAGGGACAAGUGGAGAAGACGGGAUUCCUGGAGCAAAAGGUGACCAGGGACUUCCGGGUCUUCAGGGACAUCCAGGACCCAAGAGACCAAAGGGAAAGCCAGGACCUCAGGGAUCCCGGGGGCUGCAGGGUGGGCCUGGCCAGAGGGGCAAAGAGGGAGAUGUUGGAGGGCCUGGAUCACCUGGGGAUCGGGGUGUCAAAGGAGCAAAGGGAUAUGUUGGAAAUCCUGGACCAAUGGGGUCAGAGGGGCCUCCAGGAGUUUUGGGCAUUAAAGGGCGGAGAGGGUCAAAAGGAGAAAAGGGCUUUACAGGCCAAAUGGGUCAAGGAGGCCUGAUGGGAACGGUUGGACCAUCGGGCUUAUUAGGACUACAGGGGUUUCCAGGUAUUUUGGGGAUUCCAGGACCUCAUGGGCCACCAGGACAAAGGGGAGAUGCGGGUCCUGCUGGUUUGAUGGGGGAAGAGGGAACUCCAGGUCCUAAGGGUGUGGCAGGAAGCCCAGGUGUGAAAGGUGACAUGGGACAAUCUGGAACACCAAGUUCAUCAGGAGUUGGAGGACGACCUGGCAACCCUGGUGCAAAGGGAUCUCCUGGAUCCGAGGGGCCAAGAGGAGAGCCUGGAGAGACAGGCCGGCAAGGAGAGAGUCCUGAUGGCCUGCCAGGAAAUAAGGGUCCUUCAGGAUUACCAGGACCAGAGGGUAGAGUCGGUGACUUGGGGCUCCAGGGCCCUCUUGGCCUUCAAGGGCCUCAGGGACCAAAAGGUGUUCCUGGACUGAUGGGAAGGAAAGGACAAAAAGGUCAAAAGGGGGAUGAUGGCAGAAGUGGACGUCGAGGGAAGGACGGACGCACUGGGAGGAGGGGGAAAAGAGGGAAAGCUGGUAGUAGUGGUUUGAGCGGAAGACGAGGUGAAAAGGGGAAGAUAGGAGAUCCGGGUCCAUCUGGUCCUCCAGGAAGACACGGAACAUAUGGCAAGACUGGGUCUCGUGGAGAAAAAGGUCAAACCGGUCAACCCGCCUUAAAGGGAGAAUCUGGGGAUAUAGGAGCUGAUGGCCCUUCUGGUCGAGAGGGGUUAAAGGGAAUACAAGGCUCCACUGGAGAGCCAGGAAGAGCUGGUGAAAAGGGAGAGCAGGGCAACAUCGGCCUUCCAGGUAGACAGGGAUCUCCAGGCCUGCCUGGGCUGUCUGGUUUAUUUGGACACAAGGGCCUGAAAGGAUUUUCGGGACCACCAGGCCUGACUGGGGAGAAAGGAUUACCUGGUCUGCCUGGCCCACCUGGGCCCCCAGGGGCCACACUCAACCUCACCAUGACUCAGCUCAAGGAACUCAUGUACGUGUCGGACAAGCCCAACCCGGUCCUGGUGCAGGCUCUGCUGGACUCCCUGCAGGGGGAGCUCCGCUGGUUCAUAAACCCACCAGAUGGCAGCAAACUUCAUCCAGCUACUACGUGUCUGGAACUGUGGCUGGCUCACCCAGACUCCACUAACGGGGUGUAUUACAUUGAUCCUAACCAGGGCAGCCCAGCUGAUGCGUUUCAAGUGUAUUGUGACUUCACAGCAGAACCAAAGACCUGCCUGUCUCCACAGCAGACUCAGGUUCCAAUCAAGGCUUGGCUGAAGGAUUCUGGCACCAACAUGUCAUUUCACUGGUUGAGCCAGGUUGAAGAUGGCUUCCAGUUUGAGUAUGCAGGAGGAGAAGAUGUGGUGCAGAUGAGGUUUCUGCGACUGAACAGCAGAUUCUCCAGUCAGACCAUCACCUACUCCUGUCAGCCAGGAAGUAAACAGAGCCACAGAGAGAGGGAAGCCAAGUUCCUGGCUGACACUCGGAGGCAGAGUUACCUGGGGUCAAUGGCAGACUGUGUGAUGUCAGAGACAUUGGAGUCAGUAGGUCGGGAAUCCGUUUUUCAGUUUGAAAGUGAAGAUCUCCAGCUGCUGCCUCUCAGGGACCUGGCAGUGUUUGGAAACGAAGAAGUAACCUGGGAGUUUGGCUUGACUAUUGGACCAGCAUGCUUCAGCUGAUCUCUCAGCAGGAUUGGAUCUGUGCGAUGGCUGCAGCCCCAAAGAUCUGAACAGGCACCGUGUAUCUCAAACCAUUUCGAAUGUCCUUUAUAGCUUGACAUCAGUUUGGAGUUGGCAUCGCUUUGUUUGAAAGUUGUCCAACUUUGUUAAUAUGUAAGUAUGUUAUCCAGCCAGUUUACUUGGGAUGUCUUGAGCUGUCUCAUUGUCCGCAGUGUAAAUUCAGUAUAGGGGACAACCUCUUUGACAUAAACACAGAGGACAAGAGACACACACAGUGAUCUGUAGACCCUCCAGGAUGCUGAGCUUCUCUCCUCUUCUAAAGGUUUCCUCUGCACAGUGACUCUUGGCUUGCAAACGGGACAUUUUGAAGCUGAAUAUCCUGAUAUUAACUUAAUUUUUUACGUUUUAUUUGUGUAUGUUUGUGAAAUUUGCUUAUUUAUGUAAAUGUUCUCUAUUCCGGUCUUUCCUCUCAUAUUGAAGUUUGCCAGUGUUCAAGUACAUGCACACGCACUAAGCCAACUAGCAAGUCCACUGAUUUUGGACUUUGCAUUGAAAAUAAUCUAAGUCUAAUCAUAGAAGAGUUCCCUUUCAGAUGACAUUGUCAACUUUUUUUGCCCCCAUGGGAUUUUGAUUUUUUAAACUCUUAAAAAUGUAUGAUGUGUACAAACUUGGUCCAAAUUGUCCCAUGUUUAAUGUAAGUACUGUAAAUACAUAAUGUGGCUGUUGUAAAUAUUUUAUAAACCUCUUUGACAUUUACAUGUAGUCUACGUUUAUAGCACGUCAGUCUUUUCUGUGUUUCUCCAUCUUAUGUCAUGCGUUUUUGUCUGUUGAUUUUUUAUUUGGUUUUAUGUUUCCUUAUUUAUAUUGUGUUGAUUUCAGAUUGUCCUGUUUCUGAUGUUGUACACAAAUUAAAGCUGCAUUAAAAUGUAUUUCCUGGCCAUUUGGGGACUACAAGAAAAGGUGAUAACACGACAGCAACAUUAUCACCGUAACCAGUUGUUAUUAGAAUGUUCAACGUUUCCAUUUGCAGAAUUUGCAUUUAUUUGGUGUUUGUGUUAACCUUAGGAAUGUCUGUCAAAGUUGACUUGUAUUUUCGUCCACACCUACUCCAGAGAAAGACAUUUGUCCGGCUUCUAAAUGCUGCACUUUGUUCAGCAACAUGUGUUGAACUUUGUCCCUCUGGUGUUUGGUGCCGAACAGACUGACAGUGUGCUUAUCAGAGUUAACGGCUGGAAAACCAAACCAGUGUGCUAAAAGAGCCUGAAAAUGAAACUGCAGUCCAGGGAUGAUUCUCUGUGUGUCUGACAGUAUGAUCGUCUCCUCUUUCUACAUGUAGUCACUUGAUCAAUAGUUCUCAUAAAAGUAUCUAUUAGUGCAGCUUUAACCAUUAAAUGAACGUGUUUUGCUGUUGUAGUCAUGUGUAUAGUCCUGGAUGGCUCAUUAGCGUCCUUCAGAUAUCCUUCCCACUCCGAGCUAACUAUACUAAAUAUUAGAACAUGCUAAGUUUAUUUCAAAUUGCAUGUUGCUUGAUUAUGAAUUGAUGUAUUUAAAUAAAUUUUGCUGUGUAUUGUUUCACUCAGGGAAGUGAGCUUACCCCCAUGAGCUAGAAUAACUUGUGGUCUGUGCUGCUCUUAUUCUCAUCCAGUGCAAAUGUAGUGACAUACUCCAUAACAUAAGUGACAACACCAUAAUGCUGGUAAAACCAGAUCAUAUCAAACAUGCUUAAAAAUACAUAUUGUGUCUAAGUGAGUUCCAAGUGGAGCUAAUAUCCAUGCUAUAUGGGAGCUGAAAUCAGAUAUAAUUGAUUUAUUUUACCCCUCCUAUAUAUCUGCAACAAAUUCUCUAAUGGUUUUCCACCCACUGACACAGGGUGGAAAACCAUUGUCUCUGCCAUGCUGGACAAUUGGUGGAUGUUUCCUACUCUACCUGAGAGCCUUUUUCAUCAUGCAAAUUGAGCUUUAGUAACUGUAUCUGUAAUCGGUGCCAUGAAAAUAUACUUAACAUUGAUGCCUACUUAUUUAUUAGAUUACUCUUAUGGUGAAUUAGCAGAUUUGCAUCUGGUGUCAUUUUUGGCCAAUUGUGCGCCAGUUUUGCAUGGAAUCCAUCAGGAAAAUAGGAUCUUAAUCAUACAGAUAUUUAUGACUUUUUCAUGUCGUUACAAAUGUUGAUAGUAUCUGUAUGCAUGAUAAAUAAUUUAUCUAACAGUCU